GUUUGGUGCGUCCACUCAAUCUGUGGAGACGAGGUCACAUCUAUCAGGGAACGAGCAGACGCCAGCUCAAACCACUCAGGGUCACAUGUCGUAGAUUAAACUUUGACCUCGAGGACGCCGUGUGCGCGAUGGUCAUCGCGGCCGAGCCUUCGGACCCAUCGGAACUGAUGCUCUGAUGAUUUUCACUGGUUUUCACUCUGUGUUUGGACAGCUGCUCUCUGAGGGGUCAAAGGUCACACGUUUCCAGGGUUUCACGUUUCGUGGUCCUGCUCAGUUUGUCACAUUCAGCUGAUGAACUUGGAAAACACAUCAGUGUAAGCAAUCAAAAUGUUUUCUAGGAACACAGGCUGAAGACAAAAGUGAGAAAACAAGUGAAAACAGUCACAGACUCACUGACAACAACUUUAUAAUACGUCACAUCAUUGUAUUAUUCAUGUAUUGAUCUCAUAUUACUGUCAUGAUGAAAUCCUGAAUCUGUACGAUACAUGAGACACAACCAGUCGGUCAAGCAGACUGAAUAUUACAAUAUUAUUAUAGUAUAACAGUGACUGCAGAGAGCUGGAUCAUCAGGUCUGCACAGCGACUGAUGCAACACAAACGCAAACAGUUUCAUCAUCGGCGUUUUCUGCCCUGUGGCGAAAUAACGAAAACUCCUGAAAGUGUUUGUUUGUUUUCAGCCUUUAAAUGCUGCGAGACGCCGAGCAGAUGCUCAGUCUGAGGGUCGCAGCUGCAGCUGAAGAUGAGACGCCUCCUCGUUUUACUGGCUUUUUUGUGGGUGUGUGACGCCGUUAAGUUCGGUCAGCUGUGCAGCGGUAACCCGAGCAACAGCCAGAGGACGUCGGACAGAUGGGGACAGGGACAGUACGGAGCCGGACGGGGGACCAGACUCCACCAAGGGCUGGACAUCAAGUGCAGCGACGGCGCCGCUGUCUACGCUCCGUUUGACGUGACUCUUAACGGGAAACUGACCGUCUACACCGACCCCAAAAAGGCAGCCAUCAACGAGGGCAUCAACCUGUCAGGACAGGGUCUUUGUUUCAAGCUGUUCUACGUGAGGCCGGACCGAACCUCAGGAACGGUGAGGAAGGGGCAGAGGAUCGGCACCAUGCUGCCCAUGCAGAGCGUUUAUCCGGGAAUCACCUCACACGUCCACGUCCAGAUGUGUGACAGGAGCGACCCCACACCAUACUUCUGAUCCACCUUCAAACGCCGUCGACAACCUUCAUUACUAAAGAGGCUUUUCUCUGAAUGUUGGUGGAAAACUUUAGCUCCUCAUCCAUAUAAAAGGAUUCUGAUGUGCUACAUUGGCUACAAUAAAAC
Pelmatolapia mariae (spotted tilapia) is the source of this 1320-nucleotide messenger RNA. Its product is annotated as leukocyte cell-derived chemotaxin-2-like. Lineage: Eukaryota; Metazoa; Chordata; Actinopteri; Cichliformes; Cichlidae. The record is from RefSeq and is a predicted model, not a curated record. The coding region runs from base 740 to 1195 and encodes 151 amino acids. The transcript is spliced from 4 exons.